Molecule: messenger RNA, 771 nt
Organism: Fraxinus pennsylvanica
Lineage: Eukaryota; Viridiplantae; Streptophyta; Magnoliopsida; Lamiales; Oleaceae
Source: the annotation of a GenBank genome assembly
AUGGAUUUCACGAACCCUAAAAGCCCAGAAACAAGAUAUUCAAUUCGAGGAAUUGAAGAAGCAAUCUUUAAUUGCAUGGAUGCAACAAAUUCAGGAGAAAUUGACGACGAGAUCUUUAUCGUAGACAGGGAAAGUUCAGAAACAAGAAAAUUUUACGGAUACAUUGAUGACGAAGCUGAUAGAUCAGAAACAGAAAUAUUUUCCAGGGAGACUGAAGAUGGGGAUGAAUUCAAUCUGUUCAGCACCAUGGAUAGCUCAGAAACAGGAAAUUUUGCAGUAGAGACUGAAGAAUUUGAAACGGGAUUCAAUUCGUUCAAGAACUUCGAUAUAACUCACGAACCGCCAGACGAUCAUCAUUUCUUCAAGCACCAGAAAGAUUCCAGUAGGGUGCAUGCACUAGGGCAAAAGAUUAAACAAGAAUGGAAUUUGUUGAAGGAAAAACUCCCAAAUUCUAUUUUUGUUAGAGUUUAUGAAUCCAGAGUGCUGCAGGAACCUCCCAAGAACUUUGAAGAUUUUGUUAAGGAACACUUUAGAAAAAGGGCUGAUUCAAUUCUGGUGAAAUUUACACAAGAAUUUGAUGGUAUUAAGGAUCAGCCUAUGAUUAUUGAUUUGUUUACUGAUCUUUACAAGUCUUUGGAGAGAAAUGGAACUUCUUGUGUCGAUCAUCUUUGUUUCUUGAAAUCAAGUACUGGGAAUCAUGCAGUAGAAGAAAGCAAAAAUGAGGGGCACUUGAUGAAGAUUGCGCGAAGGUUGAAGAACCUAAUCGACUAG